Molecule: messenger RNA, 1179 nt
Organism: Aphanomyces invadans
Lineage: Eukaryota; Oomycota; Saprolegniomycetes; Saprolegniales; Verrucalvaceae
Exons: 3
Coding region: 35-1030 (331 amino acids)
Source: RefSeq, a predicted model, not a curated record
GUAAAAUCACAGUAAGCUACCACCCCAUCCCAACAUGCUACGUCGCACGCAAGCCCAGCUCUGGAAGCCGUCUUCGUUGCUACCCUGGUUGAGGCACUACACGGGUAGCGGUAACGCGAGUGCGUUCGGGCUGACUGCCGAUCAAAAGAAGUUUUACGACACCAACGGGUUCCUCCACAUUCGCGGUGCGUUGUCCGACGACGUUUGUGAUGCGCUGCGCUUCCGUUCGCUCCACCACCUGGCGCAAUUCGACCCGAAUGCGUACCAAAAGUCCAUCUUCAGCUCAACGCAUCAGACGCGCUUCAGCGACUCGUACUUUCUCGAAUCGGGCCAUCAAAUCCGGUACUUCUUUGAAGAGAAAGCGUUCGACGACGAGGGCAACCUCAUCGUCCCCAUCAACAAAGCGAUCAACAAGAUUGGUCACAAUCUCCAUUCCCUGGACCCCGCUUUCCGCGCCGUGAGCUUCUCUCCACAAGUCACGGGGAUUCUCAAGUCUCUCGGGUACAUCAACCCCGUGUUGCCGCAAUCGAUGUACAUCUUCAAGCAGCCUUCCAUUGGCGGCGAGGUGUUGCCCCAUCAAGACGGCACGUACUUGUACACGGAGCCGCAGAGCGUCAUCGGAUUCUGGUGGGCAUUGGAAGACUGCACCCCGUUGAACGGAUGCUUGUAUGGAGUGCCGGGGUCGCACAAAACAACUCCGAUCCAGCAGCGAUUUCUGCGCACGACGCCGUACGACGGGCGCAACUUGACUCCUGUCAACGCCGACAAGGACCAGCCUCUCCUGACCACGUCCGGCCAUGCCACGUUUGACAUAUCGAAUGGAAAACCGAUCCUGACCAAGAAAGGGGACCUCGUACUGCUCCACCAUGCAUUUGUGCACUACUCGCACGCCAACAAGUCGCUCACGUCCCGUCAUGCGUACGCGAUCCAUGCCGUCGAGUCGCACGAGACCAAGUACCCCUCGACGAAUUGGCUCCAGUUUCCCCAUGGCACGUCGUUCCCACCGAUCUACGAUGCAAGCGACGAGUAAAUCCAUGGCGACUUUGGUCCUUUCAGCACGGACGCCAGCACACUGCUCGGCUCGCAGUCGCUGGUUUGGGCUCUCCGGCGUGUUGUCGACACUUUGUCGUGAGCGACAGGAGCAUGCAAAAACGAAUGGUAUCCAAAUUGUGUUGACUG